AUGUCAGAAAAUCCAGUUUUUAAGCAGUGGGAAAGUGAGGAAAAAGGGAAGCUUGAUAGAGAAAAAGCGAAAAUAAAUGAUAAAAAGCAUUUGCAGAUGGUGGAAAAGGCACAAAAUUUGAAUAAUAUGCACCCUUUAAAAGAUUUAAAACUAUUACGGCAUAUGCAAAGGAAAGAAACAUUCCACAAAAAAUCAUCCAUAAGAGUUCAUUGAAAACCGAAAUUUCCAAAAAAUUUUGAUUCUUUGAAAAACCUUAAGUCUGGAGACUGCUCAUCAUAUAUAAAAUCUUGCUUUAAAGGCAAUCAUAAUAGAUAUUUUUCAAAUGAUACAGCUCUAGAUAUAAAUUUUAUGAACAGCCCAAAUCAUCACAUUUUUAAAAAAAGGACAAAUUUCAGUACUGUUAUUUGGGAAAAUUUAUAUGAUUUUGAUGCAGAAGAGGACGAUGGAAGCAUAAACAAUUUAAAUUGAAUUAAACAAGAAAAUUUAAAUAAGUUUAGCAAACUUAUUUAUGAUAGAUUAAAAUCGGUGAAACAUCAAAACCAUAAUGAUUUUACAAAAACCGAUUUAAAUUUGUCUAAGCCUUCCGGUCAAAAAAGUAUUGAACUGUCUUUAGCUGAGAAAAAGAAAAAAAAGCAAGAAAAAUGAAAGAAAAUUGCGAAAAAUAUAAAAGACUACAGAAGAAAUCAUAGUCUUUUAGGAGAAGACCUAAACAAACAGCCAAUCAUGCAUACGUUAGCUGAUUUGCCUUGCGUUUCCAAAUAUAAUCCAAAUAAGCCCAUCUGCAAAGCCAAGACUCUGCAGGCUAAUUACCCCAGAAACCUAAAUUAUCCAUAA
This is a messenger RNA of Blepharisma stoltei, 834 nucleotides long. NCBI's taxonomy places the organism in Eukaryota, Ciliophora, Heterotrichea, Heterotrichida, Blepharismidae. The record is from the annotation of a GenBank genome assembly.